This is a messenger RNA of Cheilinus undulatus (humphead wrasse), 1205 nucleotides long. RefSeq lists its product as uncharacterized. The transcript has 7 exons. Gene Ontology annotation, cellular component: membrane raft; external side of plasma membrane. Gene Ontology annotation, molecular function: MHC class II protein binding; protein tyrosine kinase binding. The coding region runs from base 42 to 917 and encodes 291 amino acids. Gene Ontology annotation, biological process: T cell activation; positive regulation of ERK1 and ERK2 cascade; interleukin-15-mediated signaling pathway. The record is from RefSeq and is a predicted model, not a curated record. Lineage: Eukaryota; Metazoa; Chordata; Actinopteri; Labriformes; Labridae.
ACAAAAGGCAGAGAAAGAAAAACAAGACAGGACGGGUUAAAAUGUUUCCAUCUGUGAUGCUGCUGAUUCUGUUUGCAGCAGCAGUGACUGAAGCGAACAUCCUCUCCUUCACAGUCAGAGAGGGAGAUGAUGUGACGCUGCCUUGUGCAGAUGUGUUCAAAAAUCAGCAGAAGUGUGACGAGACUUCUUGGCUUUUCAGUCAUGAUAAGAGAGAGAAUGAGACUGCUAAAGCUCCAUCAUGGAGACUGACUACUGCAGCGGACUGUUCUCUGGUGAUCAAAAGUGUCUCACGGGAGGAUGCUGGUCGUUACGCCUGCAGACGCUUCAACUCAGGACAAAAACAUCUGGACGCUCUUGUGUAUCUUUCUGUUGUUUUCAUGGAGUCCCAUGGUGCCCUUGGAGUCGUAUUCUACUGCUCUGUCUUCAGGUACGAUACAUGUUGGCACACGGUGCAGUGGCAGUAUAACGGCAGUCAGAGCGACAUAGGGACGUUAAAGAGCACCUGUUCAGCCAGGGUGACGUUCAAGACUCCCCAUGUUGUUCAGAAGUCAGACUUUGCAGAGUUGCUUUCCUGCAACAUCACGGACAAUAAGAGCAAACAAACCCUGCUGUGUGAUUUCAACUCCAGGACGUCGUGCCAGAAAACAGAAAGUCAGUCGACACAGAAACCGCAGACAGUUUCUACUGAGGAGGACAAAGUUGCAGGGCUCAUGCUCAGGUUUAUCAUUGUGUCUGUGGGAUUGUCAGUACUCAUACUAACUGUGGUGAUUGUCAACAUAUGGGCGAGAAUCAAAGGAAACAAACCCCAGAGAGUUCACAGUGUGGUACACAAUGAGGACAUUUUUUAUUCAGUUGCCUGUGAGAAAUCUACAAACCAGGACACCUCUGUUAGACUGCACAAAGCAACGACUAAAUGAUCUGUACAACCUUGAAAACAUGUAAAACAGUUAUGCAUAAUUUUAACCAUUUAAGAUUGUUUCACUGAUUUAAAACUACUGCUUUGCCUCUGCUUUUUUAAAUCUGUAAAAGUACAGAGAAAAUUUUUCUAAUUUUUUUUUCUUCAUACAGUUCCUAUAAAAAGUCUCUACCCCCUUGUAGGAUGUUUAACACUUUAAUUGAUUUUAUAAAACAAACAUGGUCAAUAUGAUUUGGCUUUUUUUUUUUGACAAAAUAAAUACAGUGAAUUAAUUACUGAAUAAAUAUUC